Messenger RNA from Xenopus laevis (African clawed frog), 2230 nucleotides. RefSeq names its product small integral membrane protein 10-like protein 2A (gene smim10l3.L). The record is from RefSeq and is a predicted model, not a curated record. The transcript has 2 exons. Lineage: Eukaryota; Metazoa; Chordata; Amphibia; Anura; Pipidae. Bases 258 to 461 code for a protein of 67 amino acids.
CAGCAUCCCCAGGGAGCCUCGUCUCUGAAAACAUCAGCGUGGGGAAAUCCUCAGGGCCUGCUGCAGUCAAUCUAUGUGUUCGGCCUAAGCUCAAAGACGUGUCACGCAGCUCAUCUGGAGAGAGCGGAACUCAGAGAGCUGCCCGGGCCUGAAGGGAGACGAGCGCUUCCGGGUUAGUAAGAACAGCUGUUGUACUCCCGCACCCAUGAUCACCCGUGACCGGUAACGGCGCCGCAGUGUCGGAGUGGUGGGUGUAUAUGGCGCCUCUGGCCAAGCUGCUACUCUGGCUCUCCCAGUCCGCCGCCGCUCGCCAUUACAGCCUUUUCUCCAUAGGGCUCACACGCACCCUGCUCAUCUUCUUUAACAUGGCCUGGAAAAUGAGGAUCAAGUUCCCCUAUCUCUAUGUGAUCGCCUCCAUGAUGCUCAACGUCAGGCUACAGGUUCAUAUUGAAAUUCACUGAAAUUCAGUACUGUGAAAACCCGAUAUAAACUGGCUAUUUCCCAUGAUGGAUGGUGCGCUUUCUAUCCAGUGCCAGAAGUUCGAGGAUUCAAACCAUCUUAGCUCGUUUGAAGACAAUACAGCUGAGGAAUGUGUGGGAAAUUCCGUUCAGGAAGCCGAUCAUACUACUGACACUGAUAUUGUGCCCGCUGCUCAGUGUACCAGUUUACCUCUGUUACUCAGGAAGUACCCUUCGGGCAAGGUUCCCCCUUUGCCUGGCAUUUAUAAUUGUCGUUUUGUCAGGACAUCUCCAGCUCCACACAAGUGUUUUUACAGCUUCAAAAGGCCAAGAAAACAUAUGUUAGAAGACUUUUCUUUGGAUUUAUCUCAUAAAGCAAAAGUUGACUGGCUUGAGAGACCCCUACUAGGGGUCAGGGCCAGAGGAAGCUGGGGGCACACUUAUUGUAGCUGCUUUACCCAUUCUUGGUUUACAGAGUUGCCCCAUUCCUUAAGCUCAAGUAUGGCUGUCACAGGAUUUGUGGAGCAAGCUCGUCUGGAGAAUUUCCCACUUUGUGUGAAUAUCUAUUUUAAAGCUGCAAGCCCACAUAAUGGGCCAAGUCCGGCUGCUCUGACCGUCUACCAAUGCUUUGGCCCACAGGCCAACGAUUAAAUCUAAAUACAGGCCUAUGCCGUUCUUUUGCCAAUGGAAUUUUAUAACUUAAUGUGGUGGUUCACCUAAGUUAACUUUUAGUAUUUUAAAGAAUGGUUAAUUCCAAGCAACCUUUCAGCUGGUCUUCAUUUUUUAUUUGCCUUCUUUCCAAUGGAGGUCACUGACCCCAUCUAAAAAAACAAAUGCCCUGUAAGGCUACAAAUGUAUUGCUAUUGCUACUCUUGAUUACUGAUCUUUCUAUCCAGGUUGUCCUCUAUUAGUAUUCUAGUCUCUUAUUCAAAUCAGUUCAUGGUUGCUAGGGCAAUUUAGACCCUAGCAACCUGAUUUCGGAAAUUGCAAGCUGGAGAGCUGCUGAAUAAAAAGCUAAAUAACUCAGAAAACACAAAUAAUAAAAAUGAAAACCAGUUUCAAAUUGUCUCGGAAUAUCACUCUCUAAAUCAUACUAACAGCUAACUCAAAGGUGAACAACCUCUUUAAUAUUGGUUGGCAUGGUGUCUGGAGGCCACUAUACACAGGCUAAUAUGCUACUCAGUUGGUCUGAAGGGAUGGCAGGUUUGAUUGGCCUAGGUGGGCACCUUAGGCAGUUAAUCCAGUUAAUAGCCUUCCUCAGACUGUCUUGUUCCCAUGACUUCACUGCCUACAGUUGAAUACAGGAAAAUCGUCUCUAAUGGUAUUCAUCUAAGAGCUAACCCCAAGGUGAUUAAUUUAUUAAUAGUACAAGUCUCUGAGCUGUGUUAUGCAAUAGAACAGUCCCAGCAGUUGUUGAGAAAAUUGCUUUUGUUUGCGAUAUGGCAGAACCUGAAGUAUGUAGCAACAGUUCAUCUCGGUUUAUCAAUUUGGCUAUGAAACCUAAUAAGGAGGUACUUUUUUAAAAGACACAAAUUGUUUUUUGAUAAGCCAAAUAUUAAUUAUUUGUUUAAGGGGAUAGUGAGGGACUUAAUAGCCUUUUAGUCCAAAGAACAGUUUUUAUCUGUCUAAAAAAUGUUUUAUUGAUAAUAAAUUACGUAUCUAAUUUUUUUUUUUUUCCCCACAAUCUAUACCUUUUGUAUCCAGCCCAAACUGCCAUUUAUCACUCUUGUUCAUGCCAGUUUGCUUUUAUCAUGGAUUCCCUAAAAUGUGAA